Molecule: messenger RNA, 1417 nt
Organism: Benincasa hispida (wax gourd)
Lineage: Eukaryota; Viridiplantae; Streptophyta; Magnoliopsida; Cucurbitales; Cucurbitaceae
Gene: NAC090
Product: NAC domain containing protein 90
Biological process (GO): regulation of DNA-templated transcription
Molecular function (GO): DNA binding
Source: RefSeq, a predicted model, not a curated record
ACACACACACAGUUAUUCUAAUAAAAGGAAGGAAAUUAAUUAUUAAAAUUAAAAGUAAAAUAAAUGGAUGAUCAGGUAAUAAUUGGUGGAGAAGAGGAGGAGAUUUUACCAGGGUUCCGAUUCUUUCCGACGGAGGAGGAAUUAGUAUCGUUUUAUUUACACAACCAACUUCAAGGGCGGCGUAAGGAUAUGCACCGUGUGAUUCCGGUGGUCGAUAUUUAUGCCAUUGAGCCAUUCGAUCUCUCUAGGUAUUCAGGGCAAAGGUCUAGGAGGGACAGUGAGCAGUGGUUUUUCUUUGUGAAACAGCAAGAGAGAGAAGCGAGAGGAGGGAGAGCAAACAGAACGACGUCGUCUGGUUCUGGGUAUUGGAAGGCCACCGGGUCACCGUCUUAUGUGUACUCUUCACACAAUAAGGUAAUCGGAGUUAAGAAAACCAUGGUGUUUUACAGAGGAAAAGCUCCCACUGGAAAUAAAACUAAGUGGAAAAUGAACGAGUAUAAAGCCAUUCAAAACAUUCCUCCUCAUUCUCCUUCCUCUUCCACUCCCAUACCCCAGUUACGGCAUGAGUUCAGUUUGUGCCGAGUUUACGUGGUGUCGGGAAGCUUUCGAGCAUUUGAUCGACGGCCAUUAGAAGCUUGCAAUUGAUCAACUCGCAUACCAUAAGGAACUUGAUGUUCAAAUAAACAAGGACCUUUUUCCACGUAAUGCUUUACAUUAUUAUUAUUAUUAUUAUUAUUAUUUUAAGUUGUCAUUUAUCAUUCAUUUUUAUCUUAUAAUACCCAACACGUCCAUUUUUCUCAAAUUUUUCACCACGAAAAUAAAUACACCUUCGGUUAAAAUCGUUAUAAUUGUGCAGCCCAAUUAAUAUCUUUAUGUACGUAUGAAAGUUGAAUGAUUAAACUGUACUUUUGUUUCUUCCAUUUACCAAUUAAUUGUGCGUUUGUUUUUAAUAUGUUUAUUUUAAGUUAUCAAUUCCAAUUGAUUUUAGCAUAUAUCCCAAAAUUUACGUGAUGCUAACGUGUAAAGUUACAUUAAUACCUCGGCUCUAAAUAAAUUAAUUAAUAUUUAUACAAUUAAUUUUGCAGUCAAAUAUUCGAUUCUUCUUUAACUCACAUGUUAAAUAAUAAUGAUAAGCUAAGUUUUCUGUCAAAAAAAUUAAUAAAAAUAUUGCAAAAAUUAACUAAGCUGUGGAUAAAAUAUCUAUACUAUACUUCCUCUCUAGAUUCAAAUUCUCAAAUCCUAUCUGAUGGAAUAAUACUCACAAAGGAAAGAAGAAAAUACUAGAAUUGAUAAAUUCAAAAUACAACCGGUGGCAGAGCUAGGAUAUAUAGGAGGGCAUUAUAUGUACAAGAUCGGAUAGUUCUUCUAUAUUGAUUUUUGUAUAAGAUUGAUUCAAAAUCCAAAACAUUUUUCUUCU